UGCAUUCGAGAUCUGCAUGUAUAUUCACGAAACCCGUCGUCUUUUAUUUUUCAUUCUAUAGAUAUCUGCCAAACUGAGAUUGGAAUAUCCCUGCAUUCACUGUACAGAGAAUAAAAAAAGAAAAGAAUGUGAAACACACCUGGUUUAUGUCAGAAAGGCACUAGGACCUUGUAGAAUAGUCCUGCCUUAUGAGUCAGCCCUAGAGCUGGAGCUCACAACUCCUGAAACCAGUGAAUGAGAGGACAGACAUGUGAAUGGCUCAGCUGGAUUUCAAAGCACUCUGUGGACUGGACUGUGCGAGGCUACAAAACAACUGGAUGAUCCAGGAUUUCACCACCUUAUGAUUGUCAAACCCACAGAAGCACAGGCUUUCCCGGCGCCUGCUAACUCACGAACGCGUUGCCUAGCUACAUACACGUCAUUGGUGAGCCGCUCACGUGACCCACCCGGAAGUCCUGGUUACAGACGCCGGGAACACCUCGCCUCUGCUCCUCAUGCUAUUUAACAGCAACAAAGCACCAUCAAGACUGCACUGCGUACAGAUGGUAUGCUGGGCCUCAACUCAGCACAGCGUUUGGACGGAAUAAAGGCCUCUAGAACAGAGCAGCUUUGCAUACUGUACACCCGAAGGUGGAUAGAGUAAUGUCCAUGUUGUACUACACUCUGAUUAUAGCAUUUCUGAUCGGCAUACAGGCUGCACCAAAGACCAAGGACCAUGCCCCAGCUGGGACAUCUACAAAACAUCGUAUUCAGCAUCACCACGCGCAUCGAACGAAGUCUCUUAACCGACAUCAUGGCAAAAUAGAGACUAAUGAACCUUCAGUCUUUCACAAUGUUACAGUGGACCCAAAACUUUUCAGAAAGAGGAAAUUUCGCUCUCCAAGGGUUUUAUUUAGCACGCAGCCUCCACCAUUGUCAGAGGACCUCCGGAACUUGGCAUAUUUAGAUGAUGAGGAGUCCCUCAACAAAACUAUUAGAGCCAAAAGAACGGUUCACCCGGUCCUUCACCGGGGAGAGUACUCUGUUUGUGAUAGUGUCAGUAUGUGGGUUGGGGAUAAAACCACAGCCACUGACAUAAAAGGCAAGGAAGUAACUGUGUUGGGGGAAGUCAAUUUAAAUAAUAACGUAUUCAAACAGUACUUUUUUGAAACAAAGUGUAGAGAUCCAAAGCCGGUGUCAGGUGGAUGUCGUGGGAUUGACUCAAAGCAUUGGAACUCCUAUUGUACCACCACGCACACCUUUGUCAAAGCUUUGACAAUGGAAGGGAAGCAAGCAGCGUGGAGGUUCAUACGGAUUGAUACAGCCUGUGUCUGUGUGCUCAGCAGGAAAGGCCGACCAUAAGUAGACACUUUCGUGCUGUCCCAGCUUCUCCCCACCCCUACCUCAGCCUGUAAAUUAUUUUAAAUUAUAUGGACUGCAUGAUAUAUUUAAAAUUUCUACUGUAAAAAGAGACUAUUUAUUAAAAAGUUUUCAAAACUC
Messenger RNA from Pseudophryne corroboree (corroboree frog), 1479 nucleotides. It is a transcript of the gene NGF, whose product is annotated as nerve growth factor. Gene Ontology annotation, molecular function: growth factor activity; nerve growth factor receptor binding. Gene Ontology annotation, cellular component: axon; synaptic vesicle; dendrite. Bases 643 to 1341 code for a protein of 232 amino acids. NCBI's taxonomy places the organism in Eukaryota, Metazoa, Chordata, Amphibia, Anura, Myobatrachidae. Gene Ontology annotation, biological process: memory; peripheral nervous system development; nerve development. The record is from RefSeq and is a predicted model, not a curated record. The transcript has 4 exons.